This is a messenger RNA of Manis pentadactyla (Chinese pangolin), 1093 nucleotides long. Its product is annotated as histone H3.1. The coding region runs from base 626 to 1036 and encodes 136 amino acids. The record is from RefSeq and is a predicted model, not a curated record. The transcript has a single exon. Lineage: Eukaryota; Metazoa; Chordata; Mammalia; Pholidota; Manidae. Gene Ontology annotation, molecular function: protein heterodimerization activity; structural constituent of chromatin; DNA binding. Gene Ontology annotation, cellular component: nucleosome.
GCAUUUCAAGUUCAAGCAAGAUCUAUUUCAUCUAGCAAAAUUCGGAGAAUAUGGUGGCUGUCCAUUGGAUUUAGCGCUACCAGACCUGACAAGACGCUUUACAUGUGAUUUUAAUAAUCUACUCAGGGAUCCUGACAUGUAGUCUCACACAAGAGAAAACACUCGAGAUUAGGAGUUGUAAUGAGCGCAGCUGCGAAAGUGGCAGUCCAGGGGAUUAAUUAUUUACUAAAAAAAAAACCAACCUCUACUGUCCGGGGAGAAAGAAACAAGACAAAAUUAAAAUUGUAUGUAAUUUAACGUGGCAGAUCAGAAUUGUCACUGAGCAUGUCAAGAAUUGAGACCCAACCCACCAAGAUUUUCUAAAUCAGAAGUUAUAUUUAACACGGUGUUUGGUUGCAAGGUGAAACAACAUGUGAAAUACUUUUAGAUUUCGGAGACAAAAAAAUAGAUGGGCGAUGGAGUAAUUCAAAUCAUGCUCUCGCAGUUGACCAAUCCUUCUGAUUACGCUUCGAGCCAGUGGUUUUAUCGCGCGGGACUUUUUAAAAAACAUAUGACCAAUCAGAAUGCUUCGUACUGUAUUUAAGGGCAACUUUGCACUUGCUUGCCAGUACUCGAGUUUUGCAAGAUGGCACGUACGAAGCAGACGGCUCGCAAGUCCACCGGCGGUAAGGCCCCGCGCAAGCAGCUGGCCACCAAGGCGGCACGUAAGAGCGCGCCGGCCACGGGCGGCGUGAAGAAGCCCCACCGCUACCGGCCCGGCACGGUGGCGCUGCGCGAGAUCCGCCGCUACCAGAAGUCUACCGAGCUGCUGAUCCGCAAGCUGCCGUUCCAGCGGCUGGUGCGCGAGAUCGCGCAGGACUUCAAGACCGACCUGCGCUUCCAGAGCUCGGCUGUGAUGGCGCUACAAGAGGCGUGUGAGGCCUACCUGGUGGGGCUCUUCGAGGACACCAACUUGUGUGCCAUCCACGCCAAGCGUGUCACCAUCAUGCCCAAGGACAUUCAGCUGGCGCGCCGCAUCCGUGGGGAGAGAGCUUAAGAGAUUUGUUACCUUAUGAUUAAAAAAAGGCUCUUUUCAGAGCCACCCACAACUUCA